Messenger RNA from Endocarpon pusillum Z07020, 2991 nucleotides. RefSeq lists its product as uncharacterized. The record is from RefSeq and is a predicted model, not a curated record. Gene Ontology annotation, molecular function: ATP-dependent chromatin remodeler activity; ATP binding. The transcript has 12 exons. Lineage: Eukaryota; Fungi; Ascomycota; Eurotiomycetes; Verrucariales; Verrucariaceae. Bases 1 to 2991 code for a protein of 996 amino acids.
AUGGUCUCUGUACUCAGCUCAAGCUUGAAUGGAGGUUCCUGGCUGCUCCAUCACCACACUAACGGCAGUCGACUCGCAGCGCAUGCUCACGAUUCUCAAAAGCGACCGCUUGUUGACGAAUACUGGCCGAGGCGCUCAAAGCAAGCUUGUUACGGUCAGGUUGGUGAAUUUCAAUCAGGCGCUGUCGAACAGACAACAUCUAGCAUAAGGAGGACAGUUACUAUACCUAAUGUACUCAAGGACAAUGCAGAGCAGCAGAGUAUCUGCUAUGGCAUGUUCGUAGAUCCCAGCAUUGAAGUGAACCGCGCACAGAGCGGGCAUCCUAUCCUCGUUUGUCUCAAUCCUGAUGGGCAGACUCUGAUUGAAGUGGAUAUUGACGGGCAAGAGAGGGCUGUUGGCACCCUUCGCAGGAAAAGCGUCGAGAUAUUGAAAACACUACAAAAGGAAAAUAGCUUGUCGUUGCAAUAUCUUCUCAGAUGGAUAAGCGGGUCUGCUUAUGAGGGUACGUAUUCCUGGGGGAAGGAAGACCGAGUAACAUCUCAACCGCGCUGGAGUCUGUUUGUCAACUUAUACGGACCCACCAGGCUAGCCGAGGACGUUGGCAGCUUCGCGGAGGCUUGUGGAAUAUGCCUACAAGAUCCUGAGUAUUGCGAUCGGAAUGUGGAAUAUUGCAAUCCACACCGGCUUCCUCGAGACGAUGGAGCCAUUUUCUACACCCAGUCUCUACCUAGGACUGAGUUUAAGUUGGGCGUCGAGGAGACCAUAGAGGAUCCCUUCGACCUUCUGGCCACGACUGAAGAUGACGAUUCCUUUUCGGAUGCACCGCUGCCACUCGGCUUACGUACUAUGCUUUAUAGGCACCAAAUACGUGGUUUAUCCUGGAUGUCUACAAGAGAAAGAGGCUGGGAUUUCGAUGGUCAUGGAAGGGACAUGUGGAAGGCCCAGAAGUCUCAAAAUGGGCCUACUAGAUAUGUGAACAGAGCUACUGGUGACUGGCAGCUUGAGGCGCCAGCCGAUUUCCGUGGUGGAAUUCUUGCAGAUGAUAUGGGUUUGGGUAAAACUUUGACAGUGAUAUCCCUGAUUGUGUCAGACUUGUCAAGGAGCCAUCCUUCUGCAGUGCUGCCGCAGACCCGAGUUGCUUCUAUCGAGGGCCCGAAAACAACACUUUUAAUCGUACCUCUUUCGCUCCUGCAGGUGUGGGGCCAUCAAAUUCAACAUCACGUCGAACCUGGCACUCUUCGGUAUCAUGUCUAUUAUGGAAAGGAUCGCAACCGAACACAGUUGGAACUGGAUCGACUCGACCUCGUCAUCACCACAUACUCGGUGGUCUCAAAAGAAUUUGAAAAGGGGUUGUCAAGCCCAUGUGGCCCGGGACAAUUACAUACUACGGUCUGGCACAGAAUAGUGCUUGAUGAAGCACAUACUAUCCGCGUUCACUCUACUGUGUCUGCCCGAGCAGCUUGCGCUCUCAACGCUCAAAGGAGAUGGGCUGUCACUGGAACACCCAUACAGAAUCGACUGUCAGACUUGUCGAGUUUAUUCAAGUUCUUACGAAUGUCACCCUUUGACGAGCCGCAGACUUUCAAACGCUAUGUUACGCGGACCUGGAAGUCAAGGUCUGAUCCUGAGGCCGUUGCAAGAUUGAAAGUUCUUGUCAACUCCGUUACGCUUCGAAGAACCAAAGCGACCAUCAGUCUUCCAAAGCGGAACGAUGAGAUUCACGUUCUUGAAUUCGAAUACGAUGAGGCACAACUCUAUGAAAAGAUCAAGGCGCAAACUCGGCAAAAGAUCGAAGAGCUUGGGGAUUUACUACCUAGCCACACAUUCCUGAACGCCUUAAAAUGGAUCAACGAUCUGCGACUUGUGUGCAAUCAUGGGGUCGCAUUUGAGCAUAGUCACAUUCGUUUCAAGCCGGAUAACUUGACGUAUGAGGCUGACACACAACCACCCACACCUUACCCAGAUUUGAAGAUUAAUGAAUGUCCUUCUCCAAUGCGAAUUGAUUCGCAUCUUGACAAUGUCAUAUCCGAGGCCAAUUCCUCAACACCAGCUAGCUCUGCAUGUCUUUCGGAUAGUAUGGACGCUACACCGGUUUCCUACCAGGAUCCUACCAGUUCCGUGAGCAAUUCGCCGCAACCUGAAGAAGAGUGGAAUGAAAUUUCUGCGAACAUGAUUUUUAGAGACCUUGUUGUGUCUGGAUUAGCCAACUGUUCCGUGUGCCUUACCGACCUUUCUUACGCAAAACGAUCAAAUGGAUCGAUGCAGCACAGCAACGUACCUUGUAUUUCUAAAAGUCAUUUACUCUGUGCACUUUGCUUUACAGAGAAGGCGUUGCCCACGGAGAAAUACUUCGCCGUCUCUCUUAGCCCUCUAAGAGAUGAGCAGAAGUACCUCGAUCCUGGUUAUAUCUCGUCCUCCAGCAGAUCUCCUGGGACUGCCCCACCAAACGUUGAAAUUGGGCCGACGUUAGUUUCAACCAAGAUCAAGACCCUAGUAAGUGAUCUAUCACGUCGACCGCAUGGCGAGAAAAGCGUUGUCUUCUCAUAUUGGACAAGGACCCUAGAUAUGGUUCAAAGACAGCUAGGCGUUGCCGGUAUCCGUUUUGCUCGUCUUGACGGAAGCAUGUCUUCGUCUGUUCGAGGAAGCGCAAUUCGUUCUUUCCAGACUGAUCAUGAAAUAACCGUCUUCCUUGUUUCUAUAACAUGCGGAGGCGUUGGACUUGAUCUCACAGCUGCUAACAAAGCAUAUAUCAUGGAACCGCAGUGGAAUCCAAUGAUCGAGGAGCAAGCGCUAGAUCGUAUCCACCGUCUUGGCCAAACCAAAGAGGUGACCACCGUGCGCUAUGUGAUUAGGGGUUCUUUUGAAGAGAAUGUCCGCAUCAUUCAAAAGCGCAAGAAAGAUCUCGCCCAUCUGGCUUUCCAAAAAGCGCCUCUGAAGAAGGAGGACUUGACCUAUGGAAGACUUCAGUAUCUCAAGGAUCUUGUCGGUUGA